AUGGCCUCGGGAGCAGGUAACAUUAGCACUGUUCCCGAUAUUACUUCAUCCGAGAUAGCAUAUUCUAUAAAUAGGCAGAAGGAAAAUUUGGAUGAUAAUUCACUUGAAAAUGAGCCUCGUCUACAAAGUAGUGGGAUGGUUGAAGUUUCACUUCAUCCAAAACUAACUCAGAAUGGCUCAUUCAAAAAGCUUGAAAUUAAGCCCCAAUUUUUGGCUAAAACGAGAAAUAUCCAUACAUUGCAUAAACUAAUAAGCUCAGUCCAGUUAUUUGGUGAUUUUUGUUUGGUUGAUAUUUCAGCAGAGGGCAUAUGCUUUAGUAUUAACGAUGGCAAUGUCUGCAAAGUUAGACUUAAUUUGAACAGAAAGAUGUUUGAUAUUUUCGAAUUUAAUGGAGUAUGGGGCAAGAGUGCUCGCUUCACAGAUUCACAAUUAUAUGCUGAUGAUACCGAUUUAUCUGAUGAGGCAUGUAUCGAACCAAAUUCACCGGAGUUGCAAUUUCACAGGAAUGAGAUGAUAACCAUAAACUUGAACAUAUCUUCGUUUUUGGAAACUGUAAACAUAUAUGUAAAAGACAAAAAAUCAUCAGACGCUUCUGUGGAAUGUACUUUGAAAUAUGAAAGAGAUGGUGAUCCCUUUAUUCUGAUCUUUGAGGAUGAUCAUAUUGUUGAACGCGUGGAACUAGGUACUUACUUUGUAGAAGGUGGAGCUCAGAAUAGCAAGAGAAAAAGAGGUACCAAGAAUAGAGUGAAAAAGAACGGGAAGAUUUCUGACCCACAUAAAACAAACAAUGAAGAACAAGCAGUAACUGUUUUUGAUUUUGAACCCACAACACUAGACGAUUCAGUUUUCAGAACAGACCCAAGUAAGAUCCUAUUUGACAUUAUCAUAAAGCCCAAUAUUCUUUACGAUGUUAUGAAAGAUAUGUUGGACUUAACAACAGAAAGAUUUGUCUUAUAUUGCAGCAAAAAUGAAACCGAAUUGGAAGAACUCAACCAAAAUCGUGUUUCGUUGAAGGAUAACAAAAACUCAAAAAUAAUUUUUAUAUCCAAGUCAAAAUCUGAUACUAUUGGAUAUUCAAAACUUAUAAUACCACAAAGAAAAGCCAAUAUACCAGAGUUCAAACUCUUGAAACCUAUAGUUGCUAAUGACAAUCUUGAUGGACGAGAGAACGGGUAUCAAUUUAUUGAUUGUUAUAACAUCUCUUUAUCUUCUACAUAUCAUUUUCACUACUUUGCUAAAUUGAUACGUGCUAUCAAGUUAUCUCGAUUGAUUAAAAUACGGAAGGAUAUGAAUGGAAUUACUUCUUUAUUACUACUCUUGGGGAAAAAUGCUAUUGGAAGUCAACAACAACCGCAACCGGACAUACUUUUGGGAUCUAGUAUAGAGUUUACAACACUCGAAAGCGUUCCAAUUGAUGAACUGUCUUCCUUGAAUAUAGAUGGUGAAACCACAACCUUGCUGAAAAAACUAGGAUAUAAUAAUCAUUUUAUCGAGCAACUGAUUAAAGAUGAUCAAGAUAUUCAAACUAUACGGGUAGGAAAUGAUGGAAAGUUUGUUACACUUGACGAUUUUUUUGGAAAUGCAGCAGCUGAAUUUGAGAAUGCAGAACCCCAUAACGUCAUGAAUCAUAUCAGUACUAACAGCAGAAACCAAAAUGUAAAUAACUAUAGCUCAAAUGCGUUCAAAAAUGAAGAAGUUUUGAAGCCCAAAAAGAGUGAUAUAUUGCCUGAGCAGAAUAAUAACGUGUUAAAACUUACUGAACAGUUGACAAUGUCUUUAUUAGGGCAUGGAACGCCUUUAAAGGUGGGCCACAGCAAUAAUAUUCAGGUAGAGAAAUCAAUAGCUGAAGAUGAUGAAAGAACUGAUAGAAGAAGAGGAAAGAGAAAGACCAAUUCUGUAGAGAAGAGGUCUAAACAACAGAAUAGUGGUAAAAAAGGAAGGAAGAAAAGAGACAAGGAUGAAAAUGACGGAAUUGAGACUGUUGGUGGAGCAAUUGAAAUUCCUUUGUUUAUAUGA
Molecule: messenger RNA, 2016 nt
Organism: Pichia kudriavzevii
Lineage: Eukaryota; Fungi; Ascomycota; Pichiomycetes; Pichiales; Pichiaceae
Exons: 1
Coding region: 1-2016 (671 amino acids)
Biological process (GO): DNA damage checkpoint signaling; DNA repair
Cellular component (GO): checkpoint clamp complex
Source: RefSeq, a predicted model, not a curated record